AUGGUCAACAACAGCAAGGCCGUUGGCGCCUACUAUGCGCCAAAGGGCGGUCUGCCCUCGCAAUCGGAGCUUCUGACCGACCGGGCUAUGUUCACGGAGGCCUACACUGUUAUCCCCAAAGGAACUUUCCGUGACAUUGUGACAUCCUUCCUGCCAUUCUGGGAGCAGACCCGCCUGUGGGUCAUCGCCCGACCUCUCUCCGGAUUCGCCGAGACAUUCUCGCAAUAUAUUAUGGAGGUGCAACCGGGCGGUGGAAGCGACAAGGCCGAGCUCGACGCCGGUGCUGAGGGUGUCCUCUUCGUCGUCGAGGGCGAAGUCACCGUUACCGUCGCCGGAACCGAACACAAGCUCACAGAGGGCGGAUAUGCGUUCCUCCCGCCAGCCUGCGGAUGGACCCUUCGCAACAAGGGUACCUCCACUGCCCGCUUCCACUGGAUUCGCAAGGCCUAUGAGGCUGUCGAGGGACUGGAUGCCCCCGAACCACUUUUCCUGAACGAUAAGGAUGUUACCCCCACCGAGAUGCCCGAUUGCAAUGGUGCUUGGGCCACGACCCGAUUCGUGGAUCCUAAUGAUCUGCGCCACGAUAUGCACGUUACCGUUGUUACUUUCGAGCCCGGUGGCACAAUCCCCUUCGCCGAGACACACGUUAUGGAGCAUGGUCUCUACGUUCUGGAGGGUAAGGCUGUCUAUCGCCUUAAUCAGGACUGGGUUGAGGUUGAGGCUGGUGAUUUCAUGUGGCUGCGCGCUUUCUGUCCUCAGGCUUGCUACGCCGGUGGCCCUGGAAGGUUCAGAUACUUGCUAUACAAGGAUGUUAACCGUCACAUGAAGCUUUCAUCGCGCCUGUAA
This is a messenger RNA of Penicillium waksmanii, 846 nucleotides long. RefSeq lists its product as uncharacterized. Gene Ontology annotation, molecular function: ureidoglycine aminohydrolase activity. NCBI's taxonomy places the organism in Eukaryota, Fungi, Ascomycota, Eurotiomycetes, Eurotiales, Aspergillaceae. The record is from RefSeq and is a predicted model, not a curated record. The transcript has a single exon. Bases 1 to 846 code for a protein of 281 amino acids.